Molecule: messenger RNA, 6184 nt
Organism: Brassica rapa (field mustard)
Lineage: Eukaryota; Viridiplantae; Streptophyta; Magnoliopsida; Brassicales; Brassicaceae
Product: plant-specific TFIIB-related protein 2-like
Biological process (GO): DNA-templated transcription initiation; transcription preinitiation complex assembly
Cellular component (GO): transcription preinitiation complex; nucleus
Molecular function (GO): TBP-class protein binding
Source: RefSeq, a predicted model, not a curated record
CUUAACAACAAUGAGAGGACUGAAUAUGACCGUCGAUAUAUAAGCUGCACCACCCACUGACUUCUCUUCCCUCUCCACAUGUUCAACCUGUGAGAGAAAUAUAAACCAAUUCACAAUUUUAUUUUAAAAAUAUGUGUAAGAGACUCAUGACUCAUAUGAAGAUACCCACAUAACACACAUUUUUUUUGUUCUUUCUUCUUCCUUUCCUAAACUCUUCUGCUUUAUUUCCAUCCCAUGUUUCUCCAUAUAAAUAAAGAAGGUCAGGCUCUCCUCUCAUGGAAAACUCAGGUAAACAUUCUGGAGAGGCUUUAUCUUUCAGGAACAUCGUAGAGACAAAUCCUUGACAAUGAUGAAAUGCGAGGCAAUUCUCGGAGAUACAACUACAUGUCAUAGAAUUUCAAGCUCUGUUACUGACAAUUUAUCCCCAGAAGCUAAAGUCUAUUACUUCACUCUUAACAUCUGUGAAGCACAAGUUUGAUCCCUAACAAAAUCAGAGACUUGUUAAGGCUUGAAGUUUUUUUUUUUUGUUUCACCAGCAAUUCUCUUCCCGGUGAUUGUGAAUCAUGUCACUAAAGGUCUCGCCGUGAAAAAUCUCUCCGGUAGACUUCUGCCGUUGAACGGAAACCUGAAACAUGUUCAGAAAAUAGGUAAUCAAUCACUGAGGUUGACAGGUAACAUUGAAAAGAGUUUUAAAGAUGUUCUUCGAGAACAUUCUUAAACGUUUGUCGGCAAAUCUUUUCCUAUCCUCCUUCUGCAAUGAUGUGCAUAGCAGCAUCAGAAAAACUCGGUGCAAUUCUCACUGAUAGAAACUAAAGAUCGAUUAUCAGAAAAUAAUUCAGAUUUUCAAAGAAUAAACCUUUUAAUGAUAGCUAAACCUGAGUGCAAACUGCAAAGAUUUGAUUAAAACCUAAGACAAAAUCAAGAACUCACAGUGCUGCCAUGUGUUUCGGCAACGCGUCCCGUCUUCUUUGCAGCUUGGGCAACCUCCUACCCCAUCUCCGAAGCGUCCCUUCCACAGACCAUCUUGGCUGAUCUAAUUAUGAGAGUGUGAGAGAAAGAUCAGUGAAGGUCAAAGACUCAAAACUUUAUCGUCGGUUUAAUGAAUCUGUGAAUAGAAGUGAAAAAAAAAGACAUACAGACUUGUAAUUAAAGGGAUGAUAAUGAGACAGAAAGAAAGGUGAAGAGACUAUUAGUUUCAACGGAAUUAAAGAGCUCUAUCGAUUCAUUCGCAAAGAAAAACUUACGUUCUACUGCUGAUGUGGCAAAAGUAUAAAAAUUGAUUGGUUAAAUUUUUAUGCUUAUGUGGAUAGCCUGAAUGUUGAGUAUAUUCAACUUUUAGUAUUGUAAGAUUAUUAUGGGAAAAUAGAUCGUAUCCUUUUAUUUGUAAAAAUAGUUUGUUGUUGGUAUAAAACAAUUAGAUACAAAUCCAUAUAAUUUUAUAGAAAAAUAUGCAUAAUAAAUAAUAGAUCAUUUUCAAAUAAAUGACCAAUAAAUAUUUUCAUAUAUUGUUUGGAACGGUGACAAUAAAAAUGAGAUAAUAGACUAAAUUAAUUGAUGGAUCUUAAAACAAAUGGGAAAAAAAGGAAACUUUCUUUUCACUAAUUAAAAAAGGAAAAUUUCCUUUACUUUAUUAUCGUCCAUCUCCAUCUUCUAUAAAUACAGUUCUUUGGAUAACAAAUGAACCCACUCACUCAAGUUGCAAUCCAUCCCACAACAAGAAAGCACUUACACCAAGAAGAAGAAAGAAACUCUUAGAGGGGACUUGACGAUUGGACCGAUUGGAUAUUCUCUCUCCUAAAAGUUUUUCUCCUCCUUCUCUCUACUCGACAAGACUUCAGCGCGACGUUUCUCCGGUGGUCGCCGCCGCGUCCUUAGCGCGGCCGCCGGAGCCCCCUCCCCGUGUUUUCUGUUUCUUCUCCGUCUCUCCCUCUGUGUUCUCUGCGGCGGGUAUAUCUCCUCCUUGGUUUAGAUCUGGGUUCAGAUCCGUCUGCUCUGGAGUCUCCUUAGUCGGAAGCUAGGAGGUGGCGCCGCUUGAGGACGUCGGCUGCUCCUUCUCGUUACCGGCGAAGGUCUCGUCUAGGGCUUUCUACCCAUCAGUUUUCCUCUGCUAAGGUUGAGUUUGUGUGCGAGUGGAGGUGAGUGUGGCGUCGUUGAGGCCUUUCCGGUGCCUGUGUUCCUUUCCGGCGUGACAGUGUGGUGGCGGUGGUACGCAAAGCUUCGGUAUCGGUUCGGAUCUGAGAUCUCGCGAGUCUAGGGUCCGUCCCCUUUAUCUCCACCGGUGGUCUGUGGUGGAGGCGCGUGGGGUUCUUCGGAGGUCGCGUUCGACUCGAUCUUCCGGUUUCUCCAGUGGCAGCGCGUGGUACUAGCGACGGCGCGUGGUGACGGCGCGUGACGGUCCGGCAGCAUGUGGUGGCGGCGCGUGUGGUCGGUUGUUCUUCAUUGGCUCCGUUUUUUAGCGGCAUUCUGGUUUUCCCGGUUGUAUACCUCGUCUCUUCCUUGGGGCUCUCGGCGGUGAGGCCAUUCAUCUUCCUCGUUCUGCCCAUUAAGGGUGACAUUGUCUUGUUUUUCCUAUGGUCGAUGCGGCCAUUCUCUUGUUUCUAUGCGGCAGUUCGGCACUCGGGUUUGCUGCUUCUCUUGUAGGUUCACUUCUGCAGGUUUAGCUUUUGUACGGUCCGCUCUCUCUAUAUGAGAUUUCGGUUCAAUGGGUGUAUACGGUCACAAAGGGUCGGGUUUGGAGACGGCAAUCUUCAGGUCUGCCGUUUGAACGAUGGCAUCGUCGCGUGAAGGCUCUCUCUCGUGCCGUCGGAGGUGCGUCUGUCUGGUUUGGUAGUAAGUCUGUGCUAUGAUUCUUCGAGUUGGUUGUGUUGGGAAGGUGGUAGGAAGCUGCAGGAGCCGUAGCUUCUAGGUUUGAGGGCGCCUAUCUAUCGGUAGCUCGUGGUAACUGGCUAUCUAUCUCCGACCUUCUGGUUUCGCUUGGUCUUAGCGCGUCUCGCUGUUUAGCUAGUUAUUAGGUUUGUCGCUCUUCUUUGGUUUCAAUUCAUUGUUGCUUUUGUCCGUCUGUUUAGUUUCAUUAUGCAAUUCCGCUACUAGUUGUCUCUGUAAACUCUGUCAAAACUCGAAAAUGGUAUAAUAUUUAACAUUUUACCAAAAAAAAAAAAGAAAGAAACUCUUAAACCUGAGAAAAUGGAGAUUUGCUUGGACUGCAAGAAAUCUACCGAAACAGUGAUAGACCUAAGAACCGGCGACACAAUCUGCACAGAGUGUAGCCUCGUCAUCUCCGAUCACUACAUCCGCGACUGCCAAGAAUGGAGAACUUUCGCUAACGACGACAACAGCGACCGAGACCCUAACCGUGUAGGUGAUCCGACCAACCCUCUUCUCAAAUCCGGCGGUAUCGGCACCAUCAUCGAAACACGCAAAGAAAACACUUUGUCCUCCGUCCCUAAAAACAACGACAUAUUCGGUUUGUCCCGGGCUCAGAAUCUCGUUAGGAACAAGGAAGAAGAUGUGUUCAAGAAAGCGUGCAACGAAAUCAAGAGAAUGACUGAGGAUCUUGACCUAAUAAGAGGUGUCGAGUUUAGGGCUUGCGAGAUUGUCUCCAAGUUUGAUGUUGACAAAAGCAAGAAGUUACGCAGAGGGAAGCAGUUAACAGCUCUCUGUGCUGCCUCUGUUUCAACGGCUUGUCGUGAGUUGAAACUCUCGAGGACGUUGAAAGAGAUCUCCACGGUGGCUAAUGGCGUGAGUUUGAAGGAUAUAAACAAGGCCAGUAUGGGGAUAAAGCGUCUUCUAAGGUCAGAUCAAGACGAGGCUGUUUCUGAUGCUCCUCCUCAGGUGAUACUCAAGACAGGAGAACUUGUUCGCCGCUUCUGUUCUAAACUCGACUUAAGUGAAAAAGAAAGAAAGGCUAUUAGAGAGGCUGUUGAAAUGGCUGAGAAUUUCGAUAUCAGGAGAACCCCUAAGUCGGUUCUUGCUGCUAUCAUCUUCAUGAUCUGUCAGCUAUCUCAGACCAAACAGAGACAUAUUUCAGAUAUUGCGUUGGCUUCAGAAGUCGUGGAGAAUACCAUCAAGAAGUCUGCUAACGACAUGUACCCUUACGCCUCCAAGAUUAUACCCAAAUGGUAUGCUUCUGAAGAACACAUUAUCAACAAGUUAGGAGGUAACAUAGGUUCUUGGGAUGGUGCAAAACUUACAGUAUAAGCAAGUCUUUACUGCGCAAGAAGUUUUUGGAUUUAUGUUGAAGGAUAUGUUCUGAUUAAAGAUCUAUGGGAUCUAUUUCUGCUUUAAAUAACAAGUUGUAUAUAGAGAGAGAUUUGUUGACAUACAAUGUUGAAUGAAAAUAUAUAGACCUUCAGAAAGUAAUAUUCGUUGAAGUGCAUAGAGACUAAGUGGGGCUUAUUGGAUUAGGGAUUUCAUAAAAUUUUAGGUUUUUGCCAAAUCCUCCCUUAUUGGAUUAGGUAUUUAUAAAAAGUUUUACAAAUCUUCCCUUAUUGGAUGUAUCAUUUAUAAAAACCCUAUUAAAUCACCCCUUAUUGGAAAAUAUGGAUUUCAUCAAUGAAUUCAUGAAAAGUUAUUUUGGAUUAUUAAAAACUAUCAUUUACACUUCAAAUAUAAUAGAACAAAAUACCAUCUAAAGAGAUGGAAUUUAAGAAAAAAACAGAUUAUUUCAUAUUUACUACGAUUUCCACGAGAUCUUUGCGACAAAUCUAAACUAUCAGAGCUUGUAGCCACAACAUUGUCCACAAAAAGGUCUGGAAAUGAAGAUGGCGUUGAAGGCAGGGAAGAGUUAUAAACAAAUUGAGUGCUGGUUUCGACUGAUGGGGACAUAGACUGAGAGAGGGAGGUCACAACAUCUAGCUAUAUAUCUUCUUCUAACAUGGCUAGAUUAGCAAAUCUGUUUGAUCCUUUUGCAUCACUUAACUGUAAGCAACUAUCUGGAAGGCCAUCUACACUGGAUUUACAUUUCAAAUCCACCACAGGGAUAGACAGUGAUAGUGUACCUGCAGCAGCAAAGACUAAAGGAGCAGAAGAAGUAGGUGAAACAGAAGUUGAUGUAGUGAUGUUCCCAAUGAAACCUGAAUCAGUGUUAAAUUGUGUAUUUCCGGAACACAUACUAUAUCAGAUGGAGAAGCGCUAAUAGCUGUGGAAUUAUCUGCUGGUGAGCUUAUAGGAGGGACUGGAUCAGUUUCCAUUGAGGCAGAAUGAGUUAUUUGGAGGGUUGAGACAUUUGCAUCAGUGUUGUAUGCAGUAGCUUGAGAUGGUACAUGGAAAGAUACCUCUUCAGCUAAUUCUCUUGCGGUCUUCAACAUCUCCUAAAACAAUAUAUCAGGCAAAAGAUGUUGACGUAAAGUAGCUGGUAUUGAACGGAAACGUAUCAGAAGUUUGCAAUCUGAAGAAGCGGCCAUGCUCCGCCUUCAAGAGCUAGAGCUGGUAGAAAAUCUCUCUUGAGUUCUUCUUUAACUUGAUCUUGCCCGUAGCUUAUCCCAUUAUGUGAAGAAUAUAAGUAGAUCUAUGGGGCCAAAGAUAAGACCAUCCAUUGCCACUUCUUCUUUUUGAAAGAAAAUCCAUCCAUCCAGCCAUCCAUCCAUUGCCACUUCGGCUGCCACUGUGCCACAAAACGUGUUGACUUUGGUACAUAUCGAAGCUUUAGUUUUAUGAAUUUAUCAAGACCUCCGUACCUGCGAUACCGCAAGUAUAACAGUUUUGCUGGAUUAGGUGAGAUGCAAACAUGGGGAUUUAUAGCUAAAUGAUUAUGAAAGAAGCAGGAAAGAAACCAGAAGUGGCCAACAAUACCGACAAAACCAAGUCCAAACAUGCUUGUGAUAGCUUGAAAUCUGCAUCUUUAUUUGUGUCCUGUUAUAUGGAAACAUAGAUUAGCAAUAUAUUAAUAGAUCAAUUCAUCCGGCAACCUAUAUAUAUGUCAAUACUUUAGCCACAAAAUCAUAGCAAUAUAUAACAACCGCAAAUAUAAUUUUUUUCCCCUACCAACCUAUAUCCAUAGACCUUAGUUACAAAUAGGAAUAGAAGGUUGUGGCCGAAACUAUUAUUAAAAUAUUUUGGAAAUAUCUUACCAAAUCCUAUCAAAAGUCUCUUUUUAAUUCUCAAUCAAAAUCCCUGAAUUCAACAAAACCCUCCAUCAAAAUUAUAGAAUUUAACAAAAUCCUCUAAAUCUUAAAAUCUUGAAAAC